GUGUCUGCCCCCAACUCCCCUUCCUACUCCCAGAAAGCUUCUGGGCAAGUCACUAGGGUGUCAGGGUGCUUCACCCAGUCUGGGGGAGGUAGCACGAGGGGUCUGUCUAUGCUGUACCUCAGUCUCAGCUGGUUGCUUUUGGUCUUGGAGCUGGGCCUGGUGUUGGGGUCUAAGUGCCCCACAUCCUGCCAGUGCCUGGCCCAGGAAGUCUUGUGCUCCGGGGCCGGACUGACCGAGUACCCCGACAACUUGCCCCUGGACACCCGCCGGCUGUCCCUGGCCCACAACAAUCUGACUGUCCUGCCAUCUCUGGAGCUGGGGCUGCUGCGCGACCUGGUGUUCCUGGACUGCUCACACAACCAGCUGAAGGAAGUACUGGAGUCCACCUUCGCGGGGCUGAUCCGCCUGCUGAACCUGGAUCUCAGCUGCAAUCAGCUGACUGUGGUGGGACCAGGCACCUUCUCCCCACUGCAUGGGCUACUGCAGCUCAACCUCUCACACAACCCACAGCUGCAGACGCUACCCCCCAAUGCCUUUGGCAAUGACAGUGCCCUGCAGCUUCUUGACCUGCGCCACGCUGGCCUGCACCGCCUAGAUCGCACCUCCUUCUCUGGCCUCUCUGCCCUGAACACCCUCUACCUCAGUGGGAAUCCCUGGAGCUGCAACUGCUCCCUGCUGGACUUCACCAUCUUCCUGCUGGUGAAGCACCACAGCUACCCAGAUGAGCUGAACGCCACGUGUUCGGAGCCAGUCGAGAUGGCCGGAUGGCCCAUCGCGGAAGCUGGGAACCCACUGCGCUACCUGUGCCUCACGAACCUAAAUGUGCUAGACUACCUCUUCCUGUUCCUCAUUGGCUUCUGCAUCUUUGUGGGCGGCACGCUGGCCGCCUGGAUGACCGGCGUGUGUGCAGUGCUCUACCAGAGGGCGCUGCACACCGCAGAGGAGGAGGACGAGGAAGAGCACCUGUGGAACCACAGUCGGAUGCAAGCUGGCCACGACAGCUUCCCGCAUUUCAUCUAGGGGGCCCCACUGUGCUCAGGACCCCCCCCCCCCCAGAUUGGCCUAACCAGCGGGUCUAACUUUCCCACUGCUUGGCCCCCCCCCCCCCCCCCGCCUGGCCUAACCCCCCACACACAACCCCACAGCCUUCCCUGGGAUCCUAAAUUGCCCUGCAGGUACCCACCACCACCACCCCACUGUCUGCUGGUACCCCUAGACUGGUCUCCAAGUACACCCAUUCCCACUGUCUG
Molecule: messenger RNA, 1250 nt
Organism: Erinaceus europaeus (western European hedgehog)
Lineage: Eukaryota; Metazoa; Chordata; Mammalia; Eulipotyphla; Erinaceidae
Product: leucine-rich repeat-containing protein 52-like
Exons: 2
Coding region: 109-1020 (303 amino acids)
Cellular component (GO): voltage-gated potassium channel complex
Molecular function (GO): potassium channel activator activity; voltage-gated potassium channel activity; transmembrane transporter binding
Source: RefSeq, a predicted model, not a curated record